Molecule: messenger RNA, 1373 nt
Organism: Rhopilema esculentum
Lineage: Eukaryota; Metazoa; Cnidaria; Scyphozoa; Rhizostomeae; Rhizostomatidae
Source: RefSeq, a predicted model, not a curated record
UGCUACAACUAUGUUCAAAUUGAGACCUGUAUUAGCACGCGUAGAGCAAAAUGAAGUCAACCAUCAUUUUUCUUUUGCCUUUUUUUGCAAUUUCACUGCGAGAUGCCAAUGAAGUGAGGUAUAAAUCCAUCAACUUUGCAGUAAGGUCACUGCAAACAAUAUCACUCUCAAUGCAAGAUUACAAACAUGGUGAGAAUUUCACCUACUUUAUCGAACCUUGGAGUCCGUAUCUACCAUCCAGACACUAUCUGGAAAUCAAAUGGACAUCAUUCAACGUUGAAGGGAACUUGCCAACCUGCAAAGACUAUGUAGAAGUUUAUCUCACCAGCUCAUACAAAAGCAUUGGGAAGUAUUGCUCUGAUAACAUGGUCGACACAAAGCCGUUCAACAUGUAUUCCUAUGAUGGAUACGCAAAGAUCGUCUUUAAAUCAAACAGUUCCAAUACACGGUCCGGGUUUUCAUUGACAUACCAGUUAAAAAGCACCUCAUCGUCGCAUAUGGGUUUUUACAGCAGUGCAUGCCACGGUGCAUCUCCAGCAGCAAUCUUCUACUCUUCUGGUUGGCCCUCAGUUUACUUAGCAAGCAGCACCCCAUGUUGGAGAACGCAUUACGCCGGUAAUAAUCUGGUACGGGUUGCUGUGAUGGACGUCUCAUUGUACAGAACAUCGUCCUCUAAAUGUUACACAAAUGAUUCCUACUUUGAAAUAAAAGCUUCUUCGUCAAACUACUCUUCAAAUUCAUCUAUUUACUCUUAUGGCACUUCUGUUAGUGGGAGGAUCUGCGGAACAAAGUCACCAACAUUUUACACCGCCAGGAAAAGCUAUGUUUACUUGUACUACAACCGACCACGUUCGGAUUCUGGCUAUCGAGGAAUCAUGAUCGGCUAUAUGGCGUACCGUGAAAAAUCGUCCUCUCCUCCAUCCUGCAUUGCAUCUUUUUCAGUUGCUAUUUCUGCGACCGUAGGCAGUGCUGUUGCUAUAUUGGUAUGGCUGCAGUAGUCUUUGCCACAGACCCAGUCGAUCGUUCUAGAACUCUUUUACCAAUUGCACAUACAAGUUGAGUUGUCGUUGUCGCUGCGACAAAGUGAAUCUUUGAUAUUAAAGAACGUUUCUCAACAUACAAUAUACAUUUAACGUUAACUUCAAAGAUACACGCUUCAUUCUUGGUUUUAUCAAUUAGUGUUACACAAUUCAGGGCACCUUGGUUCAAUUAAAAAGGGCCCCGGUGGCAUGGUGGCUCAAAAUUGGCUUAGGGAGCACCAAAAUUGGCGCUCUCUAGAGAGUUAUGCUUACGGUAAGGAGCGUAGAAUCGGGGUUUAUCUUUUUUGAUCUCGGUGUAUGAAAAACUUUCUCUUUGGCUCAAGGGGGAGGGGG